CAGCCAAUAGGAUGUCAUCGAAGCUGGAGCGCAUGCUUCUGAGCACAGAGAAAAGUUGAGGAAAAGUCUGUGGAUAUUGGAUUUGGUGUCGCGAACGUGUGAGCAAUUCAAUCCCCUCGUGAGCUGUUUUCGUUAGACGUUAUUUUAUUUAUUUGCACCCUCGGGCUGGAGGGUGCAAAAAAAAGCUAGAAAGAACCCCAUCGGUCUGAUGGUCCCAUUUGUCUAUUAAUGGAAUCUUCACCAUCAUUAGCUGGAUAUAACCAUUGUCCGCGCUAAGACGCUCCAAAUCCUGAACUGCACGUGAAUGCCAGGCUUUGGAUGGAUCUCUCUGAAUACCCCUCACUAAGGGAUUCAGGUGCAACCACGUGAGUAACUUCCCCUCAUUUUUUUAUGUCCAAUUCCCACCUUCUCCAUGUGAUAAGAACUCCCACCUAAACCAUCCACAUGGUGCUCAAAGACCUCUCUGAGACUGUAUAAGUGGAAAUUCCGGAUGCAAAUAUACCAAAUUGCCUCUAGAGGAACAGGGAGAACAAGAAGAAAAAGCGAGAGAGAAAAUGGGAGAACUGGAAGGGAUGGAUAAUUGAGUCGUCAUGCCAACUUCUACCCCUAAACUUUUAAUAUUUAUUUGCUGAUUUGUGGCCGUUGAAGUUCAGUCAGUGGUUGUUGGUUCACAUAUCCAGAUCAAUUGGAUCAAUCUGCUAUAGGAAGAUCUUUUCAAGAAAUUGACAAUUUCCCGUGCUGAAAAUCACGUGAAAGGUGCUAAGUGGAUAAGUGCAAGAGUUUUGUGAGAUUCUGUGAUAUUUUUUUUCGGAUUUUGAUCUACAAAUCCGUGCUCCCAAACUCCAGGAACCGUCGCUGGUAUUCCGUCUUAAAAACAAAAAACGACUAAAUUAAUUUCUCACAAAUUUUGGGAAUGAUGAUGUCCACGUCUCAUUCAGGCCAAUUGGCUCUGAGACCUUCACAGAAUAGCCCUAUUCCCAUUUCUAGGCCUCGAGCUGUCUAUUCUAUUGAUCAAAUUCUUGGAACGCAUCCGCAUAGAAAAAACAAUGAUCAAGAGAACAUCAUGAAAAGCGACUCAGGCGCGAUGGAGAGAGAUUCCCUGAGUGGGGGACAGGACAAUGAUGAGGAUUUGCCCAUAAUGAGCGACAUGGACGGGCCGGAUCACGAUGUAAAUGACCUCAAUGGACGACCAAGGAAGAUUCGAAGAUCUCGCACCACUUUCACCACCUACCAGCUCCAUCAGUUGGAAAGGGCCUUCGAAAAGACACAGUAUCCGGAUGUCUUCACCCGCGAAGACCUCGCCAUGAGAUUGGACCUCAGUGAAGCUCGUGUCCAGGUUUGGUUUCAAAAUCGCCGUGCCAAGUGGAGAAAGAGAGAGAAAGCCAUGGGGAGGGAUACAUCAGGUUUCUUACAUCAUGAACAAGGACUUCCCGAAUUUCCACUUCCGAUUCCACUGGCGCACAAUUUGGCUCACCCAACCCUUCCGUCGGAGUUUUGGCCCUCCAAUUUCACCCUCCAUCCCUCACUCAUUGCACCUAAUCCCACGCUCAUUCACCAGAAUCUCCUGCCCAACUACAAGUUACCCAACUUCCAUGCCAUCCUCUCACAGUACAUGGGUCUCAACAAUUUAGGCCUCUUCAGUGGCUACCCACAAAAUCUCACCGUCAACACCAAUGGUCGGCAGAGUCCUGCCACGAGCCCCAAGGAGAGCCCCACUCGAGAGGGAGACAAGUAGAAAUCCUCAGCAGCUGAAGAAGAGGAUAACGUAUGUAAAAAAAAAUUGUAAAUAGACCUCCCUCGGGACAUAGUCUUUCCGGACAAGAGGGGGCCAUCAAGUGGCAGAACACAUUCCACAAACAGUGAUCAUCACGAAUUGUAUUUUACUUCUGUUUGAAGAUAGCAAUUGUAUCAUUAAUAAAGAUUAAGAAAUUCAUAAAAA
Messenger RNA from Phlebotomus papatasi, 1939 nucleotides. It is a transcript of the gene hbn, whose product is annotated as retinal homeobox protein Rax. The record is from RefSeq and is a predicted model, not a curated record. NCBI's taxonomy places the organism in Eukaryota, Metazoa, Arthropoda, Insecta, Diptera, Psychodidae. Gene Ontology annotation, molecular function: DNA-binding transcription factor activity, RNA polymerase II-specific; RNA polymerase II transcription regulatory region sequence-specific DNA binding. The transcript has 6 exons. The coding region runs from base 914 to 1735 and encodes 273 amino acids. Gene Ontology annotation, biological process: regulation of transcription by RNA polymerase II.